UAGGCAUCAAGAUCGACGGGUUGUGAAAACGUAUCAACGCAACAAUGGGUGACCGCAAGGCUGUGAUCAAGAAUGCCGAUAUGAGCAAUGAUAUGCAGGAUGAUGCCGUACACACUGCUGCCUAUGCGCUGGACAAAUUCCCAUUGGAAAAGGAUGUGGCCGCACAUUUAAAGAAAGAGUUCGACCGUAAAUAUUCGCCCACUUGGCACUGUGUUGUUGGAAAGCACUUUGGAAGCUACGUGACGCACGAAACACAAAAUUUCAUCUACUUCUACCUGCAAGACCGUGCAUUCCUCCUAUUCAAAUCCGGAUAAGUUCGUUUUCAAUCGUGGAGAAAACAGAGGCCGCCCAGAUUUGCUGUUGCUUAUACCAAACCACUAGGUGAUUUUAUUUUGGUCAUCUCGGUUAAAUAAAACUGUUUUGGCUGAUAC
Molecule: messenger RNA, 431 nt
Organism: Opisthorchis viverrini
Lineage: Eukaryota; Metazoa; Platyhelminthes; Trematoda; Opisthorchiida; Opisthorchiidae
Exons: 2
Coding region: 45-314 (89 amino acids)
Biological process (GO): microtubule-based process; cilium assembly
Cellular component (GO): cytoplasmic dynein complex
Molecular function (GO): dynein intermediate chain binding; dynein light intermediate chain binding
Source: RefSeq, a predicted model, not a curated record